Messenger RNA from Babesia ovata, 1179 nucleotides. Its product is annotated as phosphopantothenoylcysteine decarboxylase. The record is from RefSeq and is a predicted model, not a curated record. Lineage: Eukaryota; Apicomplexa; Aconoidasida; Piroplasmida; Babesiidae. Gene Ontology annotation, biological process: coenzyme A biosynthetic process; vacuolar transport. The transcript has 6 exons. Gene Ontology annotation, cellular component: phosphopantothenoylcysteine decarboxylase complex. The coding region runs from base 1 to 1179 and encodes 392 amino acids. Gene Ontology annotation, molecular function: phosphopantothenoylcysteine decarboxylase activity; FMN binding.
AUGGCAUCUCAACGCAACUUGUUGAUUGGCGUGACCGGCAGCGUUGCUGCUAUAAAACUACCCGAAAUUAUAGGCGAAAUUAAACGCCACGCUGAGAAAAACGCGCAGAAAGUGGACAUAAGAGCAGUGGCCACGCAGUCUGCUAUCAAGCUCUUCAAAAAUUCCAUCGAAACCGCAGGCUGCGAAGUACUCAGCGACAACGACGUUGAGGCGCCGUAUACACGGGGAGAUCCUAUACUUCACAUCGAGUUAAGGCGCUGGGCGGACCUCUUCGUUAUAUGCCCAUUGGAUUGCAACACGCUUGCCAAAAUCGCGAAUGGCCUCUGCGACAAUCUUCUGACUGAUGUGGCCAGAUGCUGGGAUUUUAAGAAGCCGAUAUGGGUUUAUCCGUGUAUGAACCCUUUAAUGUUUCAGCAUCCAGUAACCGCCGAGCAUAUAUCUAAACUGCAAUCGUUCGGUGUUAAGGUAACAAUUGUUCUCAAACGCAAUACGCUAAACUGCUGGAGCACUCUGAAUGAGAGGCUGCGCGAAACGAAGCACGAAAUCAAUCGUGCCACGAGGGAGCUUGAGAGGCAGCGGCUGAAAUAUGAAAGGGAAGAAAAGACCCUUAUACAGAAGCUAAAAACUGAAGCCAAGAGUGGCCGUAUGCAGAAUGUGCGCAUUAUGGCCAAGGACCUUGUGCGAAGCCGCAAAUUGGCGCUGCAUUACGCCGCCAUGAAGUCACAGAUGGCGGGCAUAAUGUGCCAGCUCCAAAACGCGCAAAGCACAAACCUGAUGGCCUCCAGCCUCAAGAACGUCAACAAAAUCAUUUCAAAAGUCAGCAACAAGACCAACAUCGCUGAAUUUCAAAAGAUUAUUCAAUCGCUGGGAAGGGAGAGUGAAGUCAUCAACCUCAAGCUGGACGUUAUGUCCGAGGCGUUGGACAACUCCUUUAUGGACGUCGACAGCGUUGACGAGGAAGAGAGGAUCAUUUCACAGAUUCUAGAGGAGUUGGGAAUUGACGCGUCUGCGGCAAUUCCGUCAGUAACCGCCUCGCCCGUGAAAGAAUCGGCCACAACGGUGCCUGUUCAGGCGGAUCCGGUAGGCCCAAGGGAUGAGAUGCACGACUCACCUCGUCCCACGUCCGACGAUCCUGAUAGCAUCGAGAGCCGCAUCAACAAUUUGAGGGGCAAAAAGUAG